This is a messenger RNA of Corylus avellana, 2092 nucleotides long. Its product is annotated as O-fucosyltransferase 36. NCBI's taxonomy places the organism in Eukaryota, Viridiplantae, Streptophyta, Magnoliopsida, Fagales, Betulaceae. Gene Ontology annotation, molecular function: peptide-O-fucosyltransferase activity. The record is from RefSeq and is a predicted model, not a curated record. Gene Ontology annotation, biological process: protein O-linked glycosylation via fucose.
UAUACAAAUCUAAACAGUCUCGACCAGUCCUGCGUCACGAUCUUUCUUCCGAAUGAAAACAAUGCGCCUUCGCUUAAAUCUCCCGUAAUUCUUUGUUGCGUUCGUUGUCAGCCAGUCAAUCGGCCACGCCGUCAGUUGAUUCGGGGAAAGCGAAAGCGAGAUGGAGAGAGAUUCGUCGUCAGACGAAGAGGAAGACCGCCAGAACCUGAUCCCGCAAAACGACGACGUCAAGCACCACCUCCCCUCCCCCCGUCGCUCCGCCUUCCACAUCGACGAUCUCCACUCCACAGUACGCCGCCGUUUUGCCCUCCUCCACUUCAACAAGAGGUAUCUCCUCGCUGUCCUCCUCCCCCUCCUCAUCCUCGUCCUCUACUUCUCCACCGACAUCCACAGCCUCUUCCCCUCCCACCUCCGAUUCGACCGCAUGCGCGAGUCCGAACUGCGCGCUCUCUAUUUGCUGCGACAACAGCAAUUGGGGCUUUUCACGUUGUGGAACACCUCCCAAUUGCGCACCGACAACAAUUCCUUCGCUCCGUCGACCGCAUUGCUCGACGAUGUUAAAUCCGCCGUGCUCAAGCAAAUUUCCUUGAACAAACAGAUUCAGCAGGUUCUCUUGUCGCCCCACCGGCCCGCCAACGGUUCCGUGUCCGAGUCCGAAGCCGAUUUUCAGGAUCCGAGUUUCGGCGCUGGAUAUGGUUUCAAUAGGUGUAGAAAGGUGGAUCAGAAGCUGAACGAGCGAAGAACCAUUGAAUGGAAGCCCAAAUCGAAUAAGUACUUAUUCGCAAUCUGCGUGUCGGGGCAGAUGUCCAACCAUUUGAUUUGCUUGGAGAAGCACAUGUUCUUUGCGGCUCUGCUCAACCGGGUUUUGGUCAUUCCGAGCUCCAAAGUGGAUUACCAGUACAGCAAAGUGUUGGAUAUUGAACACGUUAACAAAUGCUUGGGAAGAAAGGUGGUUGUUUCGUUUGAGGAGUUCUCUGAGGCUAGGAAGAAUCACAUGCACAUAGAUAGAGUUAUAUGUUAUUUUUCUCAGCCUCAGCCUUGCUACGCGGAUGAUGACCAUAUUAAGAAGCUGAAAUCGUUGGGGAUUUCGAUGGGAAAGCCUGAGCCAGCUUGGGUUGAGGAUAUUAAGAAGCCGACCAAGAGGACCGUUCAAGAUGUUCAGUCUAAGUUCGGUUCAGACGACGAUGUGAUUGCAAUUGGAGAUGUUUUCUACGCGGAUGUGGAGCAAGAUUGGGUGAUGCAGCCUGGUGGUCCUAUAGCCCAUAAAUGCAAGACAUUGAUCGAACCCAGUCGUCUUAUUAUGCUUACGGCCCAGCGUUUUAUUCAAACAUUCUUGGGAAAGAACUUCAUAUCACUUCACUUCCGGAGACACGGGUUUUUGAAGUUCUGCAAUGUUAAAACGCCAAGCUGCUUUUUUCCCAUUCCUCAAGCUGCGGACUGCAUCAUUCGAAUAGUUGAAAAAGCCAACACACCAGUUAUAUAUCUUUCAACUGAUGCAGCAGAAAGUGAAACUAGUUUGCUGCAGUCGCUAGUCGUGCUGAAUGGGAAGGCCGUACCACUUGUUAAAAGGCCUCCUCGUAAUUCAGCUGAAAAAUGGGAUGCUUUGUUAUACAGACAUGGCCUCGAGGAUGAUUCUCAGGUGGAAGCUAUGCUGGAUAAGACAAUAUGUGCCAUGUCUAGUGUGUUCAUUGGAGCCCCUGGAUCCACUUUCACAGAGGACAUCUUGCGACUUCGGAAAGACUGGCGUUCGGCAUCUAUGUGUGAUCAGUACCUCUGCCAAGGUGAAGAGCCAAACUUUAUAGCGGAUAAUGAAUGAAGAAGAUACAGAAAUUGAAUUGAUAUUGUGUGAAUUAAGAGGCCAUUUCUUUAUGCUCCUCUGUUCGAUGGUUUGCCCAGAAAUUCGUUGACAGCUAGUGUAUGAUAAUAGCAUUUUUGUUCUAUUUGAUGUUUUAACCUCCCCCGAGUAUGAUUUUUGUGCUGCACAUGGUGCUUGUUAAUCUGGCUUCGUACCUCCAUGUCACACCGAAAUCAAUAUUUGGGUUGUAAACUACUUAUUAUUGGUGUAAGUAAUAGAUUUUUUUUGGGUCUUUUA